Phytomonas sp. Hart1 is the source of this 183-nucleotide messenger RNA. NCBI's taxonomy places the organism in Eukaryota, Euglenozoa, Kinetoplastea, Trypanosomatida, Trypanosomatidae. The record is from the annotation of a GenBank genome assembly.
AUGGAACUGGAGUACCUGCAGCACAUCCCCGAGCUCACCAAAGUCCCUUAUACCCUGGACGGAUGGCUGCGGAUGUGUGACAGGUGGUUUGACGUGACACAAGGGCUGUUUGACCACCUGGAGGACAACGUGGGGGUCCCGACAACCCUGCAGACAAUCCUGAGUAACGCGGUCACGACGUAG